CUACCGCUCGCCAAGUUUCCAAAACCUCCAAAACGGAUGCUGUUCUCACAAGCCAAAAAUUUGGCAGCUUUGCGUUUCAAUUCGUCCGAUUUGUUCAAUGCACAUCGGGUAUCGGUACAGCUACGGCUGGUUGGUGCGUAAUCCACCGCGGUGAAUCAAAACAUUCGUUGUUUCUGUGGACUGUGGAAUAGGUUUUGGUUUUAUCUACAAAACGAACAGAUUUUAAGUUGGUGGUAGAAUAAAACUGCUUAAAUGGAUCACUCGAACUAGAUUCAAUCGAAACAGAGUUUUUUUCCGAUCACGUUUCUGUGCUAUGAAUCAGCGCCUCAAGGACACGAUGAAGUCUGGAUUCGUGUAUUUUCUACUAAUCUGCGGAUUUCUCUUCACGACGUUCUACAAUGUUGCAUCCGAUGUGCAGCUUCCAGCAGCAGCUGGUGAGGCAGGUUCCAUAGCAGGCACCGCUGGAAAGAGUCCUUCGGAUACAAAUGCCACACAAAUUUUGGCCGACAUUGGAAAUCCAGCGCAGGCCACCAAAGAAAACCUUGAAAGAGAAAAACCCAUACCGAAAAAUGCAACCACAACGAUGUCUCCGGAGAAAAAUGCCGUGGAACAGGAGCACUACAGUUCUAUGUCGAUUUUCUUCGUACUUUGUGUGAUAGCACUCGGUAUUCUACUGAUCCAUAUGAUGCUGCAGACUGGAUUCCAGUAUCUGCCGGAAAGCAUUGUCGUCGUCUUUUUGGGAGCCCUUAUCGGCCUGAUACUGAACAACUCAUCCGUCAAACAUAUUGCCAACUGGGAACGGGAGGAAGUCUUUUCUCCGACAGCAUUUUUCCUCGUGCUGUUGCCACCGAUCAUCUUCGAAUCUGGAUACAAUCUGCACAAGGGUAAUUUCUUUCAAAAUAUUGGAUCUAUACUGGUGUUUGCUAUUAUUGGAACGACCAUAUCGGCACUGGUCAUCGGUUCCGGGGUUUAUUUGCUGGGGCUGGCCGAGGUGGCUUACAGGCUAAAUUUCGUGGAAUCUUUUGCCUUCGGUUCGCUAAUUUCGGCCGUGGAUCCAGUCGCAACGGUGGCAAUUUUUCACGCUCUGGAUAUUGACCCGAUACUGAACAUGUUGGUGUUUGGUGAAAGCAUCCUGAAUGAUGCGAUUUCGAUUGUACUAACGACAACCGUGAUGCCGAUGGUCUCCGGUUCGGAUACGGCUGGAAGCUCCGGAACUGGGGAAUCGAUUAUAUCAGCGCUCAACACAUUUUGUUUGAUGUUUUUCGCAUCCGCCGGCAUUGGCGUAGUUUUUGCGCUGAUGAGUGCAUUGCUGCUGAAACAUGUGGAUUUGCGGAAGCAUCCAUCGUUGGAGUUUGGUUUGAUGUUGGUCUUUACGUAUGCCCCGUACGUGCUGGCCGAAGGCAUUCACUUAUCGGGCAUAAUGGCAAUCCUAUUUUGCGGAAUCGUAAUGUCCCAUUAUACCCAUUUUAACCUAUCAACGGUAACGCAAAUCACGAUGCAACAAACGAUGCGUACGCUAGCCUUUAUUGCUGAAACUUGCGUAUUCGCCUAUUUGGGACUGGCGAUCUUCUCCUUCAAACAUCGCUGCGAGCUCUCGUUCGUAAUCUGGGCCAUUGUUUUGUGCCUGAUCGGAAGGGCGUGCAACAUAUUCCCUCUAGCUUGGCUGGUGAAUCGAUUCCGCGAGCACAAAAUUACCAACAAGAUGGCUUUCAUCAUGUGGUUCUCCGGACUGCGGGGUGCCAUUUCCUACGCUCUUUCGCUGCAUCUUCAGUUUUCGACUGAAGAAACGCGACACGUCGUUAUUACGACGACAUUGAUUAUUGUCCUUUUUACGACGCUAUUUUUCGGUGGUUCAACAAUGCCGCUGAUGAAGUACCUAGCCGAGGGAAAGAAAACCCGCCGAGCGAGUCGUGCCAGUCGCCUGGGGAAGAAACGAAAGGAAAAAGCGAUUUCGCUCAGUAAAACGCGAGAAUGGGGACAGGCUAUCGAUUCCGAGCAUCUCUCGGAGCUAACCGAAGAGGAGGAAGUUAGUUUCACCCAGUCCAAGCUGGUCGGCUUUGCGCGACUGGAUAGGAAAUAUUUUACACCGUUUUUCACUAGAAGGUUCACGCAUCAAGAACUACACGACUGUAAGAGCCAAAUGGCUGAUUUAACUAACAAAUGGUACCAGGCGAUCCGAAUUUCUCCGGACGAUUUAGAGGAAGAGGACGACGAAGACGACGAUGGUGCCUCGGUUGCCGCAUCCGAGCGGUCCACCAACAUACUGGUUGAGAACAGUAACGCGCGAGGCAAACAGCACAAAGCACCAUCCGGUGAAUCGAGCUCCCGCCCGAUAAAGUCCUGAUUACAAGAGCGUUCCUCCCUGUGCAAUACCUCGCUGGACGUGGGUGUGGAAAUGUUUUUAUAGAACGGGCAGCUGUGAACUAUGGAGCGAUAUGAAAAUAAUCCAAUCUAUAUUUGUGUAUUUAUUGUAAAGCAACAUAACGAUUUCGAUGGGACGCGUGCUGUGCUGUGUGUUGGAAUGAAAACUAAAAAAAACGUUUAGCUAUUCUACUAUCAAAUUUAUUACUACUACUUCAAACGGUCCGAUCAAUGUUAGGAUCGAAUUGAUGUCUCACUUCAUACCACUAUAUAAUGAGAAUUUUUCGAUCGGCCACAAACCGAUCACUGUAUAUUCUCAACAGUGAUAAAUAGAAUAACGUACUAGUCCGAUUAUUGGUAAGAAAUAUUUUAUAAAUUAUCAUUCCGAUUGGAAUAACUUGUACGGAAGACGGUUAUGAUUUUUAUGCUACUUGGACGUAACGUAUUACAAACAAAACUUAUACAGUAUACGCUUGGGAAAGUGUUUUCUUUAUCUUCAUCAGUAUCUUUGUAGUUUUCUAUCCAAUAUGUUACAUUUAUUCAUUGUUGUAAUACACGUGUUAUGUUGUAACA
Messenger RNA from Sabethes cyaneus, 2934 nucleotides. It is a transcript of the gene Nhe1, whose product is annotated as sodium/hydrogen exchanger 8. The coding region runs from base 314 to 2344 and encodes 676 amino acids. The record is from RefSeq and is a predicted model, not a curated record. Lineage: Eukaryota; Metazoa; Arthropoda; Insecta; Diptera; Culicidae. The transcript is spliced from 3 exons. Gene Ontology annotation, cellular component: membrane; Golgi apparatus. Gene Ontology annotation, molecular function: sodium:proton antiporter activity. Gene Ontology annotation, biological process: proton transmembrane transport; regulation of pH; sodium ion transport.